Molecule: messenger RNA, 1950 nt
Organism: Balaenoptera musculus (blue whale)
Lineage: Eukaryota; Metazoa; Chordata; Mammalia; Artiodactyla; Balaenopteridae
Gene: SLC7A10
Product: solute carrier family 7 member 10
Exons: 11
Coding region: 104-1846 (580 amino acids)
Biological process (GO): D-serine transmembrane transport; amino acid transmembrane transport; D-alanine transmembrane transport
Cellular component (GO): membrane
Molecular function (GO): neutral L-amino acid transmembrane transporter activity; L-amino acid transmembrane transporter activity
Source: RefSeq, a predicted model, not a curated record
GCUGCGAGAGCGGCGCGCACCGACAGCCGGACGGACGGACUGACUGGCGGCUGGUCGGACAGACGGGGCAGCGCAGGGAGCUGGGACGCGGCGGGACAGCGACAUGGCCGGCCACACGCAGCAGCCGAGCGGGCGCGGGAACCCGGGCCCUGCUCCCUCGCCCUCCCCCGGCCCGGGCCCUGGGCCCGGCGCCUCGGAGCGGGUGGCGCUCAAGAAGGAGAUCGGGCUGGUGAGCGCCUGCACCAUCAUCAUCGGAAACAUCAUCGGCUCGGGCAUCUUCAUCUCCCCCAAGGGGGUCCUGGAGCACUGUGGCUCCGUGGGUCUGGCCCUCUUCGUCUGGGUCCUGGGUGGGGGCAUCACUGCCUUGGGCUCACUCUGCUACGCGGAGCUGGGAGUCGCCAUCCCCAAGUCUGGUGGGGACUACGCCUAUGUCACCGAGAUCUUCGGGGGCCUGGCUGGCUUCCUGCUGCUCUGGAGCGCCGUCCUCAUCAUGUACCCCACCAGCCUGGCCGUCAUCUCCAUGACCUUCUCCAACUACGUGCUGCAGCCCGUGUUCCCCAACUGCAUCCCCCCGGCCGCUGCUUCCCGUGCGCUCUCCAUGGCCUGCCUUAUGCUCCUGACGUGGGUGAACAGCUCGAGCGUGCGCUGGGCCACGCGCAUCCAGGACGUGUUCACCGGCGGGAAGCUGCUGGCCCUCUCGCUCAUCAUUGGCGUGGGCUUUGUCCAGAUCUUCCAAGGACACUUCGAGGAGCUGAGGCCCAGCAACGCCUUCGACUUCUGGAUGACGCCAUCCGUGGGUCACCUGGCCCUGGCCUUCCUCCAGGGCUCCUUUGCCUUCAGCGGCUGGAACUUCCUCAACUAUGUCACCGAGGAGCUGGUGGACCCUCGGAAGAACCUACCUCGUGCCAUCUUCAUCUCCAUCCCCCUGGUGACCUUCGUGUACACCUUCACCAAUGUCGCCUACUUCACUGCCAUGUCCCCCCAGGAGCUGCUGGCCUCUAACGCAGUGGCCGUGACCUUCGGGGAGAAGCUGCUGGGCUACUUUGCUUGGGUCAUGCCCGUCUCCGUGGCACUUUCCACUUUCGGAGGGAUCAAUGGCUACCUGUUCACCUCCUCCAGACUGUGCUUCUCUGGAGCCCGAGAGGGGCACCUGCCCAGCCUGCUGGCCAUGAUCCACGUCAGACACUGCACCCCUAUCCCUGCCCUCCUCGUCUGCGGCGGGGCCACGGCAGUCAUCAUGCUUGUGGGAGACACGUACACGCUGAUCAACUAUGUGUCCUUCAUCAACUACCUCUGCUACGGCGUCACCAUCCUGGGCCUGCUCGUGCUGCGCUGGAGGUGGCCGGCACUCCAUAGGCCCAUCAAGGUGAACCUCCUCGUCCCCAUCGCAUACUUGGUCUUCUGGGCAUUCCUGCUGGUCUUCAGCUUCAUCUCGGAGCCCAUGGUGUGCGGGGUGGGCGUCAUCAUCAUCCUCACGGGGGUGCCCAUUUUCUUCCUGGGAGUGUUCUGGAGAAGCAAACCAAAGUGUGUGCACAGACUCACAGGGCUCCCCGGAGGAGGAGGAAAAUGGUCCCUGCCAGCCCUCCCCACUGCCCGCCGCCACGGACAAGCCCUUGAAGACACAAUGAGACAUUUGUGGAGCCUUGAAGCAGCUGUUUCUGUUUACAUGUUGUUUAUGAGGAGGUGUUUUUGCAAAAAAAAAAAAAAAAAAAAAAAAAAAUUUCUUUCCUGGGGAAAAGAAGAGAUCCGACUCUUAGAGGCCUGUGGUAAGGAAGCCCUGAAGAUGUGGACUGGGUCCCCUGUCAGCGCUUCCCCGCUAGCUUUUCCUGGAAAGGUCUACGAAUAAAACAGGGCUGGUGGUGUACCUAUCUCAGGUGAGUCCCUGGUGGGCACCUCUCGGUGGUGGGCACCCCUCGUGGGGGGCACGCGUGGAGCUGGCUGGAGAAGGGG